AUGUCUGAUUUCCACAUCAUCACUCCCUCAGAGCGCGAGUCCUCUCGCAAGAACCAAAUGCUGCACGCGUUCCAGCGCUUCCUUGCAAAGUCUUCCGGAGGCUCCUCGUUCCGCUCUACUCAGAGGAACCGGAAUUCUAAUGCAGUUUUAUCUUCACCUAUUCCAGCUACCACACCCUCCUCUACUGUCGUCCAGCAACAGCAGAACGCCACGGAAGCUCUCUCGCUUGGGCUUCCGAAGCCGUCCCUUCCACGCAUCGGGGUCGUCAAUAUCAGCGACAUCUCCCGCAUUCGCACUCCACAGGCUUGCGAGAGAUGCCGCGAAAGGAAGACGAAGUGCUCCGGCACCCGCCCGACGUGCAAGCGCUGCUUCCACAGCGGAGCACAAUGUGUUUAUGUGCUUGACCACAAGGCUAAUCGGGCGCAACUGAGGAAGCUGAGAGAAGCUGCCGGCUUCUUCCCCAAGGGCCUCCGUCCGGCUCGUAAGGAAGGCCGCACUCAGCGUAAACCCUCUCCCUCUAAGCUCGACAAUCUCCUUAGAAUGUGGAGGUCCGAUGCUUUGAGCUCAUCCGAGUCGCCCAAAACGGCUGUACCUGCGUUGUCGCACAAUGCACCUCAACCCACAGAAAUGAUCGCUCAGCAGGUCACACCCGAUCCUCUGGCAAGUAUGUACUAUCCUGUAUCAGAGGAGUCGCCCUUCUCUCAGGUUCCGUCUCCCUCUGCGCCUUCAGUCCUGGAUAGCUCGUACUCGUUCAUGGAAAUGGAUUCGAAGAUUGACGCUGCAGUGACGAUGAUGAUGGCGAACGAGAACAUCGUUCUGCCUCAGGAUAUGACAAAGGACUGGGACUCGCUUAUGCUCGCGCCGCCCGCCAUGCCGUCGCUCUCGAAUUCGUCCGAAGCGUCUUCUAGCUCCGGUUGCUCUCCGCUUCCUACACCCGUCGAUCUGGAUAUCGUCAUGGCAGACAUGUUCGGGCCGGAUGCUGUCGCGGCACCCGCCUUACCCGUCAGGGCGGGCCCCUUCGCUCCCGAGCUGCCCAGCUCCGACUCCGAGCUCGAGCGGGAGCUCGAACGCGAGAUGGCGGAGAUCUUCGGCUCCACGAACGACGAUGGGACUGUGAAGUUCGGCCUGGCACGUCCGAUCGAGCCCAUGCCCGUCCGUCCCGAGCAUUUUGGUCUGCCUCUGGACGUGCCAGUCCCUAUUCUCCCCUUCCCGGGGCGUUCGUUCCCGCCCGUCAACACGACCGGCGCAUACUUUGACGAGAACAUGUUUGAAGCGUUCCGCCCCAGAGCUCCCGCGUCGAUGGCUCGGGUGCCGGAGAUUAAGGUAGACAUGGACAACGUGCCUGCAAGCAUGAACGUGGUGCCUGGCAUGAACAAUGCCGACAAUGAUGAAUCGCAAUCGACGUUCGACGAGAUAUUCAAUCUCGCCGGUGGCCAGCCGGAAGUGCCGCCAUUUUCGAGUGGAAAACUCUCCACGAUCGUGGAGGACAGCUCGGAGGCGUGCACGGAUGGAGGGCCAUCGACCAAUUCGGAGCUGGACGCGCUGUGGACGGACUUGUUUGGCGUUUCGGAUGGCGCGAACGGGGAUCAAUGA
Molecule: messenger RNA, 1593 nt
Organism: Fibroporia radiculosa
Lineage: Eukaryota; Fungi; Basidiomycota; Agaricomycetes; Polyporales; Fibroporiaceae
Exons: 3
Coding region: 1-1593 (530 amino acids)
Biological process (GO): positive regulation of transcription by RNA polymerase II
Molecular function (GO): zinc ion binding; DNA-binding transcription factor activity, RNA polymerase II-specific; sequence-specific DNA binding
Source: RefSeq, a predicted model, not a curated record